This is a messenger RNA of Labrus mixtus (cuckoo wrasse), 5943 nucleotides long. RefSeq names its product protein tyrosine kinase 7b (gene ptk7b). Gene Ontology annotation, cellular component: neuronal cell body; axon; plasma membrane. Gene Ontology annotation, biological process: synapse organization; protein phosphorylation; homophilic cell-cell adhesion. NCBI's taxonomy places the organism in Eukaryota, Metazoa, Chordata, Actinopteri, Labriformes, Labridae. The coding region runs from base 459 to 3701 and encodes 1080 amino acids. Gene Ontology annotation, molecular function: protein kinase activity; axon guidance receptor activity; ATP binding. The record is from RefSeq and is a predicted model, not a curated record. The transcript has 20 exons.
ACACCGCGGAGACAAACUCGCUGUUGUUGCGGACUGAAGUGACCGGCGGUCGGUGGAUCUGUACGCGGCGGACAGCGGACACUCACACCGGGCUGUGAUGAACCUCUGCGGUCUGAAAACACACCGAACCCCCGGUCCUUAUAACACCUGGAGGAUUUAAGUUCGCCUCAAACUUUCCGCGCGGCUCCUUGCUCUGAACUCGGUCACUCGUCCGUCUGUCUGGCCUGUAAACCGGAGCGUCCUCCACAUGUUUCCGCCUCGUUCCUGCUAGUUUCCACAACAACCAGGUGAGCAGGCCGUGGUUUCCCCGGUGACCUGCGCAGGUAACGCGGCUAGGUUUACCUUUACGCACACGGUGACGCACGGAUAUCUUUGACGCUCCCCUUUCGCAACACGGCUCUACCGAAGCCGCCGGAGAACACAGAGAACCGGGGAGCCGCCGGAGCACCAGGACGGGCAUGGAUGUACCUGGAGAGAGCGAGACCCGGCGGGAGGAAGCACGGAGGACCCCCGCGGUGAGGAAGAGGAGGAGGUCGGCAGCGACGGAGACGAUGUUCGCCGUCGGUUUUAUCUGCAUCCAAGUCCUCGCCAUCCAGGCCUUCUCCAUCCAGUUCACCAAGGAGCCAAAGUCCCAGGAUGCUUUGCACGGACGCAGCGCCAUGCUCCGCUGCGAGGUCAGCGACCCAACCAACAUCAGGUACUCCUGGCUGCACAACGAGCAGCCCCUGCAGAACGACGACCGCCGCUUCCAGGAGGGCAGCAACCUCAAGUUCACGGCGGUGGAUCGCCAGCUGGACGCCGGAGACUUCAAGUGCACAGCGGAAAACCCAACGGUGGGGGAGGUGCUCUUCUCCACCAACGCCUCCUUCAACAUCAAGUGGUUAGAGAGCGGCAGUGUGACUCUGAAGGAGCCGGCGUCAGAGGGCGAGAUCGAGAGCUCGGCGCCCGUCACGCUGCGCUGUCACAUCGAUGGACACCCACGGCCGACAUGUCAGUGGUUUAAAGACGGCGUGAAGCUGACGGAGAAGAGCCAUCAGAUCAACAACAAGGAGAGGACGCUGACCAUCAGGAGCGCCAGCCCGGACGAUAACGGCCUCUACUACUGCUGCGCCAAGAACGCAGCCGGACACGUCUGCAGCAACAGCAACUUCACCCUCAACAUCAUAGAUAAGAGUUUUCCUCGGCAGGUGGUCGCUCCGGAGGACCAGGUGGUGCUGAGGAACGAGGAGGCGGCGUUUCACUGCCAGUUCACCGCCGUGCCCGCCCCCACGCUGGAGUGGUACCACGAGAAAGAGCUGCUGGUUAACAAGUCUCGGGUGAUCCUGAUGUCAAACGGCUCGCUGUUCAUCACUCAGGUCAAACCCCGGAACACGGGGACCUACAGGUGUGUCGGCCGGGGCGUCAGCGGGGUUCAGGUCACGCUGGAAGCCUCCCUCCUCAUCGCAGAAAUCGAAGACAUGGUGCCCAGAAUGUCGAAGGUGUUCACGGCGGACACCCUGCAGCGGGUGGCGUGUCGCCCCCCGCGCGGCAGACCCGAACCCGAGGUGUGGUGGGAACGAGAAGGACAGCGAGUCCCCGCGGAGGGCCGGGUGUACCAGGACGAUCUGGACCUGGUCUUCAGUCCCACAGAGGGGGAAGACUCGGGGAUCUACACCUGCGUGGCUCAGAACAAGGCGGGGCGCAGGACUCAGGAGGUCACCUUCACCGUGGCCACGGCCCCGGUGUGGGUGACGAGGCCUCAGGACAGCCUGUUAGAGGAGGGGAAACCCGGUUUCCUUCACUGCCACGCUCAGGCCAACCCCGAACCUGAGGUCACCUGGUACCGCAACAGCAUGGUGGUCACAGCAGAGGACUCUCGCUUUAAGCUGUUUCCUAACGGCAGCCUCAGGAUCAAUAACGUGGAGGUGUAUGACGGACAGAUGUACAGCUGUGAGACGUUAACUGCAGCCGGGAGACUCAGUGGGCACGCCAGAGUUACUGUUCUGGAGAAGCUGAAGUUCACGCCGACCCCUCAGCCCUCUCAGUGCCUGGAGCUCGACAACGAGAUCACCAUCCAGUGCUCGGCUAAAGGCAGAGAGCCCCCCACCAUCCGCUGGACCACAGCAGACGGAGGAGAGCUGCCGCCUCACGUGGAGCAGAGGAACGGCCAGCUCCACUUCACCAAAGUGACCCGCAGCGACGCCGGGAACUACACCUGCAUCGCCUCCAACAGCAUGCAGGGGGAGAUCAGAGCGCUGGUGACCCUCACCGUGGCCGUGUACAUUGUCUUCAGGUUGGAGCCGGAGAACACGACGGUGUAUCAGGGUCACACGGCCGUCCUGCACUGUCAGGCCUCCGGAGACCCUGAACCCCACAUCCACUGGAUGGUCAAAGACAAGACGCUCGACAUCAGCAAGAACAGGAGGAUCCAGAAGAUGCCAAACGGCUCUCUGGUGAUCAGAGACGUGACCACGGAGGACACGGGCAGGUACACGUGUGUGGCCGGAAACAGCUGCAGCAUCAAAGACCGCGUGGCCAAGCUGUUUGUCGUGGACAAACCAAACCACUCCUACGACGAUGACGGGGACAAAGCUCCGUACAAGAUGAUCCAGACCAUCGGCCUCUCCGUGGGAGCAGCUGUUGCGUACAUCAUCGUGGUGCUCGGACUCAUGUUCUACUGCAAGAAGAGACGCAACGCCAAACGCCAGCAGAAAGGCGGCGACGGAGAGGAGCCAGAGAUGGAGUGUCUCAACGGAGGGGCCGUUCAACAAAACGGACACACCACCACAGAGAUCCAGGAGGAAGUGGCGCUCACCAACAUGGGCAUCACGGCAACGACAGAGAAACGCCACAGCCACGUUAACAACGACAAGCUGCACUUCCCUCGAGCAAACCUGCAGACCAUCACCACUCUGGGUAAAGGUGAGUUCGGCGAGGUGCUGCUCUGUAAGGCUAAGGGUCUGGAGGAGAGCGAGGACGAGUCGGUGGUUCUGGUGAAGAGUCUGCAGACCAGAGACGAACAGCUUCAGCUCGACUUCCGCCGAGAGGCCGAAAUGUUUGCCAAGCUCAGCCACCCCAACGUGGUCCGCCUGCUCGGUCUGUGCAGAGAGGCGGAGCCUCACUACAUGAUCCUGGACUACUACGACCUGGGAGACCUCAAGCAGUUCCUGAGAAUUUCCAAAAGCAAAGAUGACAAGAUCAAAUCUCAGCCAAUCAGCACCAAGACCAAAGUUUCCAUCUGUGCCCAGGUGGCUCAUGGGAUGGAGCACCUGUCCAAUCACCGCUUCGUCCACAAAGACCUCGCCGCCCGAAACUGUCUGAUCAACAGUCAGAGACGAGUGAAGGUGUCGUCGCUCAGCCUCAGCAAGGACGUCUACAACAGUGAGUAUUAUCACUACAGACAGGCGUGGAUCCCGCUGCGCUGGCUCCCUGCUGAGUCUGUGUUCGAGGACGACUUCUCCACAAAGUCUGACGUCUGGGCCUUCGGGGUGCUGAUGUGGGAGGUGUUCAGCCACGGGGAAAUGCCACACUCCAAACUGAACGAUGACGAGGUGCUGGAAGCUCUGCAGACGGGGAAGCUGAAGCUGCCCCCUCCUGACGGCUGUCCGUCUAAAAUCUACAAGCUGAUGUGUCGCUGCUGGGCGCCCAGCCUGAAGGAGCGUCCGUCCUUCACCGACAUCGUCCACGCGCUGGGGGAGCUGCCGUCUGACAGCAAAGUCUGAGACGACCAUCAGCACCCCUGAAUCUGAGGGGAACUCUGACCAAACCCCUCCCCCUCCCCCUCCCCCUCCCCCCCACCCCCUAAAUAAAGACAGGAUGCUGGAUUAUUCGCUCACAUUUCAGGGAGGAGGGUUGAGGAGAAAACAUUUUUUAUAUGCAUUUCAAACCGCGGCUGUGUGGACGAGACUUCUUUGAUAAUCAGAGGAAACAGACUCGUUGUUGGGGUGGACGGCGUCUCGACGGCAGAGCGGAGUUUACGUUUGCCUUAACAGCAGCAUGGACCACCGACCCCGCCCACCCUGAGCCCAGCCUGUGGUUUCACUGUGACCCUGCCUGCCUGCCGUACUGUCCCUGAGACCUCUCUGAUCCACGGAGCCUCACAACCUCAGUGCCUCUACCCCUCCACACACACACACACACACACACACUUAAAACUAGGGCUGAUUUUUAGGGGCUUUGGAUUCUCAGAUUAAUGGAAAGCAUCUUGAAUCACACUAAGGCUGUGAAAAUGUUCGAUACCUUUUCGAUGCCACGUUUAAAAAACGAUUGAAUCUCUGUUCCUUUGCUGUUCCAAGGAGCCUAAAAGUACAGAAUGAUCAAAUGUUGCAGGUCAACUCCUGCACUAUAUCUCAGUCUCUCUCUCUCAUGUUGUCUCAUUGUAUGAGAACAUCAGCAACAAUUUGACAUUUAGACAGCGAGCAGGAGUUGCAAUAUCUGCAAUAUUUGAUCAUUAAAAAGAAGAAAUCACACAAUAUUGGACGCCUAGGACUUCUGUCUGUGUUACCGUGGUAACUAAAGAGGUUUGGAUAUUAAUUGAAUUGUACCAGAAUCAUAUCAAAGUUUAAUAUUCUGGUAUCGUGACAGCCCACCCCCCCUGACUGAUUUACAGAAAUGUGAGAUGAACGUUUCUCGUGCUUGACGGGUGACAGUUCUGAAAAAACUCUCUGAAAGUUAGAGCGUUAAGAUCCUCGAAAAUUGGCGGGAAAAUUGUGCAACUGUGGAGCUUUGAAAUCUUUUUAAAGACUCUAUAAACCAAGUUUAGCUUAGAGUACAAUCAGCUGCAUCCUGAGUGUGUGAGUCUGUGUGUUUGUGUGUGUUAGUGUUUGUGUGUGUGUGUUACUAAGCUGUUUCCGUGUUAGAAAAAAGAAGUGGAGUCGGGGUUUUGCAUGAAGGUUUGUCGUCUGUUACUCUUGUUAUUUGCAGCGUGAGGAAACUUGUGAGAAGAAGUCAUCGGGAGAAACUUCAGGAACAUGGAAAAAAAAGAUGGAGUGAAGAGCCAACGUGUUGAACAGAUGGGAUUGUACCAGUUUGGGCUUUUUAUUUUAAAGAGUGUGUUCUUGUGUUAACUUUAAGGUGCUAAUCGGUCGGCACAGAUGGGUGAGAACACCCAGCGUGUAAACUUGAUCAUGUUGCAGGGAAGCAGCCUAUCACUGUGUCGAACCUGCAGCAUCAUCUCCUCAGUGGUCCAAUCACAGCGUCCCUCUCGGUCCAGGCGUGUUGUGCAAUGCUGCAGAGCGGACCGUCACAGUGUGUACAUAAUGUAGAAGCCAUGCACUAACUUCACUUAAAGAACCCCCCCUCUCUCGCCCUCUCUCUCCCUCACCCUCGCUCUCCCUCUCUUUCUCUCUCUCACCCUCUCUCUCCCUCUCUCUCUCUCUCUCUCUCCCUCUCUUUCUCUCUCUCUCUCACCCUCUCUUUCUCUCUCUCCCUCUCUCUCUCUCUCUCACCCUCUCUCCCUCUCUCACUCCCUCUCUCACCCCCUCUCUCUCUCCCUCUCUCUCAUGUUGUGUAGUUGGUCGUGCAGGUACCUGUUUAUUUAUGAUGAAGGUCCUGUCUUAUUUUCUGUAUCUGUUUAUAAUACGAAGGUACGUCUCUGAAGCUCCGCCUCCAUCCUCACGGUCCAAUCAGUGAGCGCUCAGGCUGCUGUCCAGCUAAAGACGCUAACACAGUACAAAGAGGUCAAAAGAGUGACUGCUGGUCACCAGUACUCGUUUAAGUGCCUGCGAAAUGAAGGAUUCUCUUUACUGUUUCCCUCUUUUUUUUACGUUAUCUAAUCAAAGCAAAGGCCUUUGUUAUUGAAGCUGUUUUUAUACGUUGUUUUUAGUGUAAUGUUUUUAUGAAUGCUAGGCGCUCACACCUAGACGUGCUGUUUUUUUAAUCUGCUUCUGCAAAUGUCCACAGUAAUCCCAGAUAUUUACAAAAAGUAUACAUGCUGCUGUCAAUAAAGGUUCACAGUGUUUUUAA